Molecule: messenger RNA, 1965 nt
Organism: Guyanagaster necrorhizus
Lineage: Eukaryota; Fungi; Basidiomycota; Agaricomycetes; Agaricales; Physalacriaceae
Exons: 6
Coding region: 1-1965 (654 amino acids)
Source: RefSeq, a predicted model, not a curated record
AUGCACCGCGCUCCUUCACCCUACCGUGCUCCUUCCCCGUACAGAGCGCCCUCGCCGUAUAGAGCGCCUUCGCCGUACAGGGCUCCGUCCCCCUACCAAGCCCCGAUAACGCCCUCGCCCUACAACAACCAGCUCCAGGCCUACCCAUCGCCCAAUGGCAGUCAAAAUGUCCCAGCUGCAGGCUCUAUCACCUAUACAACGUCUACGUCUAACGAUGGGCGCCUUAUCUACCAUCCUUUCAAAGCCGUCCCAGCGAGCUACAAGACACCCAACGGCAUCGUAACUGGCAUCCAAUGGAUUCCCGCGGAGGCUACUCAGGUUUUGCCGCCAGGAGCCCAGCCAGCUAGUGAAGAUUUCACAGAGUCUUGGCAGCGUGGUGCUUUCGGUGCCCUGAAAGACUGGCAACGAUCUGAAGAAAAACGAAGAAGAAAGGAAGAGAAAGAGUCCUCCAAGCUGCUUAGGGAGAAAGAUUUCCUAAGUCAGGCUCGUCGUGACGAUGAUGAGCUACGCUAUGCCCGUGAGCGAGACGCCGUUGCUAGGGAACGCCGCAAGAGCUUCAAUGCCGGCGCUCCUGGAUCCCUCGCUUUCCCUACUUCAGGCGCUCCUAGUUAUGCUGGUAGCGGCGGAGCAUAUUACCCUGACGCCCCCGGUGGCGUCCCUGCAGGCGCUUACGGCACUGCAGGCUCCACAGGCAGUGCCUAUGGUCGCGACCGAGGUGCCGCUGGCCUGGCAGACCAGUUCUCUGAGUUGAACAUUGAACACGGAGGGGAAAGCGCCCUCGGCCGCCCGAGAAAGUAUAGCACGCACGAGUCUGCCGCCGAGAGAGCUCGUAAGCUGAGCGGAAACUUUGGCGUUCCGGGAUAUGCAAGCAGUGGCGGUUCGUCCUAUGGUGCACCUGCAGGACCGUAUGGCCCGGGAGGAACUCGAGCUGCAUACACGGGCGGGCCCCAAUAUGCUGCUCCCACUCCAGUCGCAGGGGGUUAUGUCCCUGGCCUUGGUGCUCCUUAUGCUGGUGGUAGCUCAUACCCUGGGAUGGAGGGUAACCUGGGCUCUCGUUCCCGUGCUGCGAGUCCCCUUCCUGGUGCUAUGGCACCGACUGCCGUCAUGCCAAGUACGUCCCCUAGUAUCGGUUUCCCCAACGAGCAGCAGCAGCAGCUCGCUGCUCCGGAAGGUUUCUCCAGGCCUAUCAAUGCUGCUUGCCCCUACACACCCUUCGAGUCUUUGAAAAUCCAGGAUAUGGAUGCCUUCUUGGAGCAUAUCCCUCGUAUGCCUGCUGUUCUUCAACCGCACGACGUUUACAUCGAAGAUUGGGCUCGUUUCGUACAGGAUUUAUCCCUCGCCUGGGCUGGCAGGCUUCCCGUUCCUGGUGUAUCCAAUGCAGCUCAUAAGCCCAAGAGGGCUACAUUAAGCGCCGACCUCAUUGACCUGUGGAAUGCGUCAUUUUUCGUCAGCCGAGGCAUCGAGGCCGUUCUUUACAAAGGUCGGGAGAGGCGCUCAGGACCCCAUGUGGGUGUUGCUGAUUUGCCAUUGUACUUGUACAACGACGAUGCAGCUGACGACAGCGACUCUACAUCUUCAUCCUCUGAUUCUGAAGCGUCUGGGGCUGAGCGGUAUGAAGCCGCUCAGGCUGGGUACGGUAGCAUGUACGGACGUGCUGGAUAUAAUCAGGAGAUCUUGGAUGCCAGACGAAGGCGAUCUGAGAUGAAAGCUGACAAGAAGAAGAGGCGAAAGGAGAAGAAAAUUCGACGCAAGGAGAAAGCGAGGGCUAAGAAUUAUACCUUGGUUCUGACAUGCAUUCCCGUGGGUGGUGUGAAUCAAGGUGGGGGAGCUGGUUCGAUGCCGCCUGGCACAAUUCCUCCCAUGGGCGGGCCCGGCAUGAUGCCAGGUGGAGGAUCGAUGCUGCAAGGCAGUCAUGCGGGUAAUUUGGGAGGUAUCGGGGGUAUGGGCGGAAUUGGCGGAUUCUAA